This is a messenger RNA of Rhopalosiphum padi (bird cherry-oat aphid), 1651 nucleotides long. It is a transcript of the gene puml, whose product is annotated as (Lyso)-N-acylphosphatidylethanolamine lipase. Bases 484 to 1551 code for a protein of 355 amino acids. Lineage: Eukaryota; Metazoa; Arthropoda; Insecta; Hemiptera; Aphididae. Gene Ontology annotation, cellular component: lipid droplet. The record is from RefSeq and is a predicted model, not a curated record. The transcript has 7 exons.
UAUUGAGCCAUUAAACAACUAUAAAAUAAUAAAAAUUAAUUUAAUUCUCAUUUCUAACGAUUAGAUUUUUAUUUAUAGUCAUAAGGUAAAAAUAAAUGUGUUAUAAUUAAUUUAAUUACUAUAACCUACUACUUACUUGUAAAUGUAGAGCAUAUUAUUAUUAUUUAUUAUCAUUCAACAAUUACAGUACGUUAUACCACAGAAUAGGUUAUACAUACGUCUCAGCUCUAAGAUAGAUAAUAGUAAUAUAGAAGCAUAGUAUAGCUUAAAUUAUUUUUACUUAUUACGUACUAUAUAAAUGAUUAUAUUUCAAAAUUAAUUAUUGAUAUAAAAUCAGUCUACUGUAAAUAACUAAAUUAGUAUUGCACCAUUUAUUCUAUUCAUAUAAUACUGUGCAAUUUAAACGCAUGUUCAUUCUUUUUUAAAACAAAUGUAUCGAAUAAUUUUUAAAUGUAUCAAUAACAAAUUCAAAAUAUUUCAAUCAUGACUGAAGUAAACGACUCUGAAGCUUCUUCAAUAUACAGAGGGUGUUCUUUUUGGAGCUGGUUUCCUUGGAGCUCAAUGUCUUGGAAAUGUUUACAAGAAGCCGAGCGGAAAUUAUUUGCAUAUGUUCAAUCUCCAUACCGCACUCGAUACGUUAACCUAGGUCCAGUUGUUGAACAAGAAGAUAAAAUAUGGACAUUAGAAGUUAACACGGAAAAACGUGAAACCCCUGUAGUUUUGUUACAUGGUUUUGGUGCUGGUAUUGGGCUUUGGUGUAUGAAUGUUGACAAAAUAUCAAAUAAUCGUAGACCUGUUUAUGCCAUGGAUCUAUUGGGCUUUGGUCGUAGUUCUAGGCCAAAAUUUAGUACAGACCCUGAACAAGUGGAACAUCAAUUUGUAAAUGCUAUUGAAAAAUGGAGAUCAGAAAUUAAGCUUGAAAAAUUUAUUCUUCUUGGCCAUAGCUUUGGAGGAUAUUUAGCUACUGCUUAUUCUAUACAACACCCUGAAAGAAUUCAUCAUUUAAUACUUGCUGAUCCUUGGGGAUUUCCCGAAGAAGACAAAAACUUUAAGAGCAAAAUUCCUUGGUGGGCCAAAGGAAUAUUUUAUGCUCUUAAAUCAUUAAAUCCAUUGUGGCCAGUAAGAUUUGCUGGUCCUUAUGGUCAAUGGUUAGUGACAAAUUUGAGAUCUGAUAUAUUGAAAAAGUUUGAACCAGUUCUUGGAGAACAAACAACUGUGAUUGGAGAGUAUAUAUUUCAAUGUAAUUCUCAACGUGCAACGGGUGAAAGUGCUUUUACGUCAUUAGUUACUGGUUUUGGUUGGGCAAAGAACCCAAUGAUUAAACGUAUACAAUAUUUAGAUAAAAGAGUGCCCAUUACAUUAAUUUAUGGACAAAACACUUGGAUGGAUAAAAGUAUUGGAGAGAAAAUUAAAUCAGAAAGAAAAAAUUAUUUUGUACAUGUUGAGACUAUACCCAAUGCUGGUCAUCAUGUUUUUGCUGAUCAAUUUGAAGUAUUUAAUAAUCUAGUAAAUAAAAUAUGCGAAGAAAACGUACUUGAAAAUGAAGAAUAGCAAAAUAAAUCACAAUAUAAUAGAGUUAUAUGAUUUAUAUUUAUAUUACAUGUUAAAUUAAUUAUUUAUUUACAUUAAAAUAAAAUAUUAGUUCAUUUUA